AUGCAGCAAAAUUCAACCAAUCAUGAAGAUGGUUAGCCAAAUAAUAUCAUUGAUAACUUGGAAUUCUAAUCUGUUCUUGACAUUUAAAAUCUAAAUGAUGAUCAAUUUGAAGAAGAAAUGCCAGAAUAAAAUAACCACAUUUAGGAGAGAAAUAAAGAAUAAUAAAGCAAUUCAAUCCCACCUCAUUAAGAAAUACACAGAAAUGGUGAUUAAAGGCAGUAACCAAUAUUGGAGGGUGAAUUUUACAAAGUUAGUCCUCAUUUUUUGGAAACGAAUUCUACAUAUUAUUGCACUUUAUCUUAAAGAAGAUUUACAUAUUACAACAUCAAAAAUAGGGAAAAACCAUUAGGAAUUUUGGACUUUGACUAUUAAAAAUACAUAUUCUAUGUGAAAUCAAAAGAUGACACUUACAUUCAGAGUUUCAUGUAUACAUUUAAAUAUAAAAGAUUAUAGCCAGAAGGCUGUGAGAAGAAAUUCGAAUUUAUAGUGCCUACUAGAACCAGGGAAUAAUCUAAAUAGUGGGUUUCAUUAAUUCAUUACUACCUCUAGUAAUCCAAUGGAUAUUUAAAUAAUAUUAUGAGCUUGUCAAAAUAUCAUAGGUUCUGGAGACAUGAAAGAAUUUUGGAUCCUCAAAUAUUAGCACAAGCUCAAACAGGUGAUUUGCUUAUCUUUCGCACCAGAGGAAAACUACAAAACUUAUAAAGAUCUAUCACCAGAAGCGAUUACGAUCACAUUGUUAUGUUUCUCAAAAACCCUUUGGAAGACCCAAUGCUCUUUGAGUCUAGCAAUUAAUAUGGAGUCAUCUCCUUUAGUUAUAAACGCUUUGUAAAAGCCAAGUCGUUCAAAAAUUAUGAAAAGAUUCUCUAUAAGCCGUUACUGAAUGUUUCUGAAAAUGAUCGUAUCCUCAUGUAUGCUUAUGCUGAAGCCCAAUUUGGAAAAGGUUACUCUUUGAGCAUGAUGAAAUUCUUUAAGAAAAGCACAAGGCAAAACUUUUUUUGCUCUGAAUUGAUUGCUUACAUCUAUUAGCUAAUGGGAUUUAUACCUGAAUCAGAAAAAUGUUGUUCCUUUUUACCAGGCAAUUUUACUGAUGAAGAUAAACGAAUGGAUUUACUUAAAUCUGCUUAGCUAGGACCUGAUUAUAUUGUGGAUUUUUAUUAUCUAUAAUGA
Molecule: messenger RNA, 1167 nt
Organism: Paramecium tetraurelia
Lineage: Eukaryota; Ciliophora; Oligohymenophorea; Peniculida; Parameciidae
Exons: 6
Source: RefSeq, a predicted model, not a curated record